AUGAUGGAGAAUAGUUCUGGCACGAGACCACCAGAUGAUCAUUCUUUUAUGCACCCUCCGCAUCAUUUAAUGCAUUUAAGUGGUGAUCAACCACGUCCACCAUCACAAUCAAUUCGAUCAGAUGAUUCACUAUUUAACUCAAUAUUAAAUGAUUUAAAAAUACCACCUUCAUCGAAUUCCACUGUUAAUGACAAACAACCACUAGGUGAUUGA
Messenger RNA from Rotaria sordida, 213 nucleotides. The record is from the annotation of a GenBank genome assembly. NCBI's taxonomy places the organism in Eukaryota, Metazoa, Rotifera, Eurotatoria, Philodinida, Philodinidae.